This is a messenger RNA of Cydia pomonella (codling moth), 2877 nucleotides long. RefSeq names its product G-protein coupled receptor Mth2-like. Gene Ontology annotation, cellular component: membrane. Bases 348 to 1598 code for a protein of 416 amino acids. Gene Ontology annotation, biological process: G protein-coupled receptor signaling pathway; cell surface receptor signaling pathway. Lineage: Eukaryota; Metazoa; Arthropoda; Insecta; Lepidoptera; Tortricidae. The transcript is spliced from 9 exons. Gene Ontology annotation, molecular function: G protein-coupled receptor activity. The record is from RefSeq and is a predicted model, not a curated record.
GCCGCAGGCGGGGGCUAGUAUUGCAUCUAUAUGAAUCAACGAGGCAUUAUUAUGGUAAUGCACUUGUUCAAGCCGCUACAUAGACAUUAACGACUCUGAGAAGUCUGAGUCCAGUCCGCCACAGCCUAUCUCGACAAGUGCACGUCAGUCUAAAACAUAAUUGUUACAGAUCAGUAUAAGUAUAAUCAUAUUAUAGCAUUGUAGAAAGUGAUAGGUAUGCAGUGGUUUUUAAAUUUUAAAACUAAUAAAAAUACUGUAUUAUUAUUUGAUUUACUUUCGAGGAAGUUUACGAGAAAAAAAUAAGAUAUAUUUAACUAGUCACUAGCCGGUAAGAAAAGUGGUAGAAAAUGAAGAUAAUUAUUAUUAAUCUUAUGCUGAUUAGUUCUUCACUGGCACUUAAUGGCAGCUACUGUUGCUCCGAAAAACAUGAAAUAUGGGUUGAUGACAACAACUUUAAUCAUUGUUUGGACACGAGGACCAACGCCACCAUGAAGAUUACACUGAAUUGUUUUGAUAACUUGACAUUUAUAGUUUCAAACGAGUUCUUGCCAUAUAAGCUGAAGCCAGAUGGAAGCUUAGGUAUCCUAAUGGGAGAAAUAUCAGAAGUCACAUCAGUUGCAGUUGGCGACUUCUGCGUCGGGCGUCAGACUAAUGACGGGGAAGAGUCUGAGGUGGCGAUCAUAUGCCUGAGUGAGAUGGAGCCUGAAAUAGUGAGCGAGGAGGUGCUGGGGUACUGUAUGGCGGUGUCCAGCGUUUUCCUCGCAUUCACGGCGCUCGUGUAUAUGGCGUUUCCAGAGCUCAGAGAUCUACAAGGAAAGAGUAUCACAUGUUUAUGCAGCACGCAAGCUGUAGCCAAUGCAUUAUUUUGUGUGAUGAAAGUGAUGAUAUACUCUCACAUGGCAUGGUGCGCGGUGCGAGGUUUCCUGGCCUAUUACUUUAACAUCUCAACGUUCUUCUGGAUGAACGCAUUAGCUGUACAAAUUCUUAUCAAUAUAAAGCAUUCGUCGAGUAAUGAAAGUUGGAGAAAGUUUAUGUGGUACGCUUUGUAUGCGUGGGGUGCGCCCGCCGUCCUCACCGCGGUACUGAUCAUCGUCAACUAUCACCCUGGAGCCCCCAUGCGGCCUGGAAUAGGCCACAACCAAUGUUGGUUUAUUGAUAUGAAACGCACGUGGAUUUACAUGUACAGCGUGCUCACGAUUCUAAUGGCGGCCAACUUGGCGAUCUUCGUCUACGUUUCCGUCUUCUUGUGGAAGCACACGUUCUCGUCCUCUCACCUGCAGGCGCUGAGAUAUAAGUCAUGGAUGAUGUUUCGACUGUUUAUAAUCAUGGGUUUACCGUGGAUAUUCGAAAUGGUCACCUCAUUGACGCCUGUUCACACGUUUUGGGUUAUAGUCGACAUCGUAAAUUGUCUGCAAGGCCUGAUUGUAUUCCUAAUACUAGUCGUGUUCCGUCGGCGCGUGAUCAAGGCGCUGUACAAGAGGAACGCGCUGCUCUGCCUGGGCGGUCUGGCCGAGACCUACCUGAAGGGGGCAGACGAUGAGGAGAAUAUCGUCACACCCACUGUAGGCGUGCCUAUGGACGAAACUGGAGCAAUAUAAUACGUUGCCUAAAACACAAGUUAUCGUCGUAUCAAUGAGGAUAAACGCAGAACGCUUAAAAAACAUGUCAUUAAAAUCCAAAUCCAAAGAAACAUACACCACAAACUACAGACUUUUGGGGUGCCGAUAGUAGGAGCCGUUUAUAACCUCAUUGUAAAAACCAAUGUUAUGUAUGUUUCUUUGGAUUUGGAGUUUAAUGACAUAUAUGUUUUAAAUGAUUGCAGCGCCACCUGCAGUAAGCUUUGCGCAUUUGACCUCAUUAGUUUCAGUGUCGCGAAGUUGCGCCGGCGGAAAAGUUAUAUCUGCCUCCCGUCGUGGCGUAUCGUAUCACUCCAUUUCAUACAAAUAUAAUGAAUUAGAGGUUUAUGACAUUUAACCCUUUAACGGGCAAACUUCAAUUUCAUAUGGCAACAAUGAUCACCUUACAACAAUGAUUUUAAAGUUAAUUUCAAAAUGACUGGGUUACAUUUUCCGUAAUUACUGAUACUCGUAAGACCGUUAAAGGGUUAAAAGCUCCAGGAUUUGAUAUGAUGCAGCUAACUCUACACAGACUGUGUAGUGACGGAGUGUGGUGGUGCCACCAUAAACGCCAGGCCUGUUAAAAUAGGAUGUAAUAUAGUGGGAGUCCACACUUUGUUACUUCAAAGUCUGCAGAGUUAACUUGGUGCCACUCUAGUAGAGGUCUAUCCUCUGACGCGCUUGCGCUAUACCUAUUUGGAGUACUUAUUUGAGAUAAACUUUUAAACUGUGUGCCCCCUCUAUAGCAUCUAGUGGCGCGCGUUUAAAAAUAGUCCAUCUCUUUCAGUAUAUACGUAUUGAACUAUAGAUAAAACAAUACUAGUCGCAUAAAAUAGUGAUAAAUAUUAAAGGGGCCAUAGCCAAGAAAAACUAAUGCUAAUUGAAAAGCAAGACUGUUUCGGAUUGACGAACGAAAAGUGACGGUAAUUUCCAUACACACAUUUACGAUAGACAUUAACGAGUGCUGGGAACCCGCUCAGUCGGUUCUCUGUUCGUAAGUAGCUUUCCUCUAAAAAGCGGGAAAAUGCUUAAAUCGGCUACGAGCGUAGCGCUACGAAAACAUUGGUACUGUAAUGUAGCAACGAUAUGUUUAUAUUAAAUUAAGUGAAACAUGGCCUCAUGUUUUUCCCUGAUAACAUAUAAAAUUUUUAUAUGCUAACCUGGUAAGUCUAAACCGACCUUUGCCUUUUAUCGUAUAAAAGGCAGCUAUUUGAGACAAUUCCUCAUGUUUUACAAAUAAAAACCUAUUUAAAAAUGACAA